Medicago truncatula (barrel medic) is the source of this 3038-nucleotide messenger RNA. Its product is annotated as probable xyloglucan glycosyltransferase 6. The transcript has 5 exons. Gene Ontology annotation, cellular component: Golgi apparatus. NCBI's taxonomy places the organism in Eukaryota, Viridiplantae, Streptophyta, Magnoliopsida, Fabales, Fabaceae. The coding region runs from base 401 to 2509 and encodes 702 amino acids. Gene Ontology annotation, molecular function: glycosyltransferase activity. The record is from RefSeq and is a predicted model, not a curated record.
CAGUAGAGUAGGGAGUGAGUGAGUAGUAGAUAACCUUGAUUGAAGUGAAGUCAUCACAUCACAUGAAUCUCCUCACUCAUUCACUCACCCAAUCUCCCAUCUACCACUGUCUUUCCUUAACCCCUCGAAUCUCUCCACGCGCCACCCUCCUCUUUUACUCACCAAAGCAGCGCGUGUAUCUUACCUCCCCUUGUAAAAAAACAGACACACCAAAGAAGAAACAAAACAACCUAAAAACUUGCUUCCUACUUUCCAAUUAUAGCAUUCUCUCCUUUCCCUUUGGAUCACACAAAAAAACACGAAAAAAAAACAAAAAAAAAAAAAACAAAGAUCUCUUUCCUUUUCUCUUUGUUUUUUUUUUUCUUCACACUUUUGUUUCAUUUUGUUGUUGUUAACGUCAAUGUCUCGUGCACCAAAUUACGAGUUUCAAGAAUGGUGGAACAAACAAAGAGAAAAAGAAAAUCUAGAUUUAUUCGAAGAUAAUAAUAAAUCAGAUCAAUCUCAAUCUUCUUCUCCAUUUGUAUCCGUUGAUGUUAACGGAGGUGGAGGAGGAGGAGGAGGAGGAGGUGGAGGAAGCAACAACAACCGUUCAGAUCCAUCGGUGAAAAAAGAACGAACACGAAGUGCAAGACAGUUAUCAUGGGUUUGUUUGUUAAAAUUUCAACAAAUCGCUGCAACUGUUGGAUUUAUAUCAAAUGGAUUACUUUAUCUUGUAAGGACAGCGAAUAGACGAGUUUUAUCGCGCGAUUCCAGUGCUGAUUCAUCGUCUUCGCGGCUUUACAGGGUGAUUAGGGUGUUUUUAAUUGUGGUAGUUGGUUUGUUAGGGUUUGAGUUGGUUGCAUAUUUUAAAGGCUGGCAUUUUAGGCCGCCAUCGGUUGGUUCUGCUGAUGUGUUGGGAUUGGUUGCAGUGUUUUACGCGAGGUGGAUUGAUAUUCGGGCGAAUUAUUUGGCGCCGCCUUUGCAGAGUUUGACGAAUAUGUGUAUUGUGCUUUUCAUUGUGCAGUCUGUGGAUAGGAUUAUUUUGAUUUUAGGGUGUUUUUGGAUCAAGUUUAGGAGGAUUAGGCCUGUUGCUAGUGUGGAUUAUGAUGAUGGGAGUGUUGAGAGUACCAUGGAUUAUCCUAUGGUUUUGGUUCAGAUUCCUAUGUGUAAUGAAAGGGAGGUUUACCAUCAAUCCAUUGCAGCAGUCAGUAUCCUGGAUUGGCCAAAGGAGAGAAUGCUUGUACAAGUUCUUGAUGAUUCAGAUGAAGUAGAUAUCCAAAACCUUAUCAAGGCAGAAGUGCAUAAAUGGCAACAAAGGGGUGUUCGGAUCAUAUAUAGACAUAGACUUAUACGUACAGGAUACAAGGCAGGGAAUCUUAAAUCUGCAAUGAGUUGUGAUUAUGUUAAGGAUUAUGACUUUGUGGCAAUAUUUGAUGCUGAUUUCCAGCCAACACCAGAUUUCUUAAAGAAGACAAUACCUUAUUUCAAGGGAAGGGAUGAUUUGGCAUUAGUCCAGGCAAGGUGGGCAUUUGUAAACAAAGAUGAGAACUUGCUUACAAGAUUACAGAAUAUCAAUUUAUCGUUCCACUUUGAGGUUGAACAGCAGGUGAAUGGUAUCUUUAUUGAUUUCUUUGGUUUCAAUGGAACUGCUGGUGUCUGGAGAAUAAAGGCCCUAGAGGAGAGUGGCGGCUGGUUAGAGCGAACAACUGUUGAGGACAUGGACAUUGCUGUUCGUGCUCAUCUAUGUGGAUGGAAGUUUAUUUUUCUCAAUGAUGUUAAGUGCCUCUGUGAGCUUCCAGAGACAUACGAGGCGUAUAAAAAACAACAGCACCGCUGGCAUUCUGGUCCAAUGCAAUUGUUUCGUAUGUGUUUUGUUGAUGUAAUUCGUUCGAAGGUUAGUUGGGCAAAAAAGUUCAACUUGAUAUUUCUUUUCUUCCUCCUGAGGAAGCUUAUUCUGCCAUUUUAUUCGUUUACCCUCUUCUGCAUUAUUCUUCCAUUGACGAUGUUCCUUCCGGAAGCUGAGCUCCCAGCAUGGGUUGUUUGUUACAUUCCUGGAGUCAUGUCUAUCCUAAGUGUUCUUCCAGCCCCACGGUCAUUCCCAUUUAUAGUGCCUUAUCUUCUAUUUGAGAACACUAUGUCAGUAACUAAGUUUAAUGCAAUGAUAUCCGGAUUAUUUCGCUUUGGAAGUUCUUACGAAUGGGUGGUUACAAAAAAAUUGGGAAGGUCAUCAGAGACAGAUUUGGUUGCCUAUGAAAAGGAAUCCGAACCUCUAAUGCGAUCUAAUAGUCUGCAUAGAUCUUCCUCAGAUUCAGGUAUUGAAGAGCUAAGCAAACUAGAACUGUCAAAGAUAGCUCCGCAGACCAAGAAAAAUCGUCUCUACAGGAAAGAACUUGCUCUUGCAUUUAUUUUAUUAACUGCCUCAGUUAGAAGCUUACUUUCUGCUCAAGGAAUUCACUUCUACUUCCUAUUAUUUCAAGGGGUAAGUUUUCUUGUUGUUGGUCUUGAUUUGAUUGGAGAGCAGGUUAGUUGAGCUCCAACUUUUUGUGGAUGCAAAACCUCCUUUCAGAUCUUCAUUGAUUCAUGAUAAAAGGUCACAAUGGCCAAAACUUAAACCUAUCUCAGAACAUACUUAUUUUGAGCCUAAGAUGUUCUCAGUGGUUUUGGCUACCAAUUUACAGCAAAUCAGUUGCUGCUUGGCACCAAAUUUGCAGUACUGUUUGCUUUUUGUUGUAAAGACUACUGCCUCAUUGUUGUUGCCAAGUCAUAUGCUUUAUAUGUUACAUAAAAGUUGUUUCAGUUCUGAAUGGCAAAAUAUGUUGACACUUGAAGAAGAUAGGUUUCGGGCCUAUAAAGCAAUAUACAGUUCUUGCCUGCCUGAACUGAAAAGGCGGAGAUUGUUAGAUUACAACAUUUGUUAUUCUUUUUCAAUAUUUUUGAUAAACUGUACAAUUUCAUAGUUUCAUUGUGUUGUUGCUUAAAUUGUAUUUGUUAUUGAGACACUCAGAUUUCUGGUACAAACCAAGAUUGUUAGCAAGCAUGUUUUCAUUGUUGUUCAUCCA